AUGAAUUUGACUGAGGAAAAGCUUGGUAGGCUAGUUGAAAAGCCUGAUUGUGUCUACACGACUUGUUAUUGUGAAGAAAAUAUAUGGAAAUUAUGUGAUAAAACACGUCAGAUGCAUCCAGGGAUACUACCCAAAUGUUAUUGUGUAUUUAUUUCGAACCUUAAGAGAAUGAUCCCAUUGUGGUGUCAAAAGAGUUCAAAGAGAUCUGAUAAAAGAGUUAUUUGGGACUACCAUGUAAUAUUCAUAUAUAAAGGUGACCCUGAACCUGUGAUAUACGACCUUGACACCACUUUACCGUUCCCUUGUUCUAUCUCGGAAUACAUAGAUUCUGCCAUUACAAACGAAGAUCGUUUCAAUAAUGAUUUUAAAAGAUUAUUCAGAGUGAUAAAGGCUAGAGAAUAUCUUGAAACAUUCGCCUCCGACCGAUCUCACAUGAUAGACGAAGAAACUGGAGACUAUCAGUCACCUCCUCCAAAAUAUCCCUGUAUCCAAACUUCAGAAUGCAGUAAUAAUAUACAAGAAUUUAUUAAUAUGGAGAAAGGAAAUGGAGUUGGUGUUGUGAUGACUUUACCAGAAUUCUGUGAUAGAUUCUCGAAAUCCUGA
This is a messenger RNA of Lottia gigantea (owl limpet), 603 nucleotides long. RefSeq lists its product as hypothetical. The coding region runs from base 1 to 603 and encodes 200 amino acids. Lineage: Eukaryota; Metazoa; Mollusca; Gastropoda; Lottiidae. Gene Ontology annotation, molecular function: protein-N-terminal asparagine amidohydrolase activity; protein-N-terminal glutamine amidohydrolase activity. The transcript has 6 exons. The record is from RefSeq and is a predicted model, not a curated record. Gene Ontology annotation, cellular component: cytosol; nucleus.